This is a messenger RNA of Cuscuta campestris, 3190 nucleotides long. The record is from the annotation of a GenBank genome assembly. NCBI's taxonomy places the organism in Eukaryota, Viridiplantae, Streptophyta, Magnoliopsida, Solanales, Convolvulaceae.
UGUCACUCCGGAGUAAUUUUUUUGUUAUUUUAAGGUUUUCACCGGAAUUUGUCUUCCCUCCAUGACGCCGGACGGGGACAUUGCCGACGGCGAGUUUGUACUUCUCAUCUGCGCGGAGCCGGACCAGACGAACACCGAAGGCGAUGGCCAUGAGAUCAUCAUAUCGACGGAUACAAUUGUGGAUUGGGACACGGCUUCUAUUCUCACACACCAGAUUGUCAAAAUAAAAGCCAAUCGUCAAAGGCUCAUUGAGCAGUCUUCCUAUUUUAGAUGCCUCUUGAACGGAAGCUUCAGUGAAGCUUGCUUUGAUUGUGUAUCAAUCAAUUGGAACACUGAACUGUUUUUGAACGUUUUGCGGUUUAUGUGUGGAUAUCCCGUGGAUAUUACUCCAGAAAGUUUUGUGCCUUUUUGUGAGGCUGCACUGUUUUUUGGAGUGGAUUGUCUCCUCUCCAAGUGUCAAAAUUGGUUAAAUAAUGUGACUUCAUACAAAAGGAUUUUGCUUCCACAAAUUCAAUUAAGUGACGUCAUCACCAUUUGGAAAUAUGGCAUAGAGAAUGCAAUUGAUUUCGUAUUACAAAUAUGUCCGGUCUAUCUUUCCAUCAACUUCAUGUGGGCAAUUUCAUGUGAGUCUUUUCACAAUGUUCCGUAUGAACUGUUAUAUUCAUGCAUAAAGAAUCCUAAUUUGACAGUAGACAGUGAGAAACAUCUUUGUGGUGCUAUUCUAGCUUGGCUUAAGGCUAAUACCGGAGAGCUUGGGUCAUCAAGCACUACAAUAAAUGAUUACACUGAAAUUUUGGCAGAGAUCCGUGUCAGACUAUUGCCUUUAUCUUUUGCUGCUGCGAAAAGAAGAUGCAACUUCUUUUCAAAGAUUGCGAAUUCGGGUAUCGACAGCAUUUUUACUUUAGCAAGAUAUCCAUCUGCAAGUUCAACAUACGGUCUUGAUGAUGAAGACUCUAGUCAUCUUAGAAUCCGAUUGACUAAACAUACUAAGAAAGUGGACCUUUCAGGUUGUCUUCAAUUCAGUCCUGCCCUUCUUCUCUUAUCUGUGCUUCAUUCUUCAUAUAGCAUGGAUCCCAUUUUACAAGAUAAAAUUAAGAAGCAUUUUCUUGCUUUUGAGCAUCAUUUUGGAGAUAACUCUGAGAUUUCCUGGCAAUCAUUUCCAAUUUUGUCUUUUGAAGGAGUACACGAGGUGGAUAUAUCAAACUGUCAAUUCCCAGUUCUUAAACCUAUUGUAGAAUGCUUUUCCAGGUCCUUUCCAUCAUUAAAAAUAUUAAAGGCUACUAAUUAUUCAAAACUCCCAACUGGAAUGUUGUAUCAAUUGGUGCAAAUGUGCUGUCUACUCUCUGAUGUAGACCUCAGUGUAGACAUUAGCCCAAUUAUGCCGACCAAAGUUAGAAUUAAGUCUUCACACCCCGAUGUAACACCACAAGGAUCAAGAGGUAUCACUCCUACGGAUGCUGUUUCAUUCUCAUAUGACCUUGGUCUGCAGCAAUCAAAUAUAACUAAUCUCACGUUGGAAGGCCGAACAGAUAUAUCAGACCGCCAUAUCUUCUUUUUCAUGGAGUUCUGUCCAUCCUUGUGUUACGUUAACCUCCGAGGCUGUAUAUCUUUGACUGAUGAUGGAAUAUCAGUUUUACUGCUUAAGUGCAUAAAUCUUCACUCCAUCUUCGUUUGUGAUACUUACUUUGGACGGAAUUCGGUUUUGGCUCUUUGCCAUGGUGCUUCUAAAUUUGAUGGUUCUGAAGCACUAAAGUAUAAAGACCUCUCUAGUUCUGUGGCUUCUAAACUUCAAAUCUUGCAUAUGGGUGGCUGCAAAAGUGUUACUGCAACACUUAUUUCAGAGCUUAUAUCUCAAACAACUAUGUUGAAAAGUCUUUGCUUAAGGGAGACUGAACUUGUGGACCAUGCACUAUAUAGCUUUUCAGGAUCUUGCUUAGAGAUGCUUGAUGUGUCUAAUACCAAGGUUUCUGGUCGUGCUGUGGCUCAUGUGGUCCAGAGAAAUCAUGAUCUUAAGUUUCUUGUUGCCAGAGAUUGCAGACAUUUUGUACAGGAAGAAAGCAAGAGUGAGGCAGAAAAGCCCAAUGCUUUCUCAUGUUGUUGCAGUGAGUUGUACGGUGAACUAGGCAAAUCGUGCCAAUUGGAGGAAAUUGCUGUUGGAUGGGGAUUUUCAUACUUAUCUUUUGAGGCUCUACGACCUGCAAUUAGAAUGUUAAGGGCAAUAAAUGUAGGUUUAGGUGGAUCUAUGGGCGAAGAUGGACUGAAGAUGUUGCCCACUCUCUGUCCCCAGCUGGAGAUCGUGAUUCUUCAUUUCCAGGUAAUAUCUAACUCCAUCAUACUAAAUAUCGCAAAGGCUUUGAGAAAUUUGCAAGUUUUGGCUCUUUGCUAUUGCAUUGGUGAGAUUUCAUUAUCAAGCACUAAGUUAAGCAUGCCAAAUUUGAGAAAAUUUAAACUUGAAAGAGUUUCUCCAAGGAUGACCAAUGAAGAUCUGCUCAUUCUUACUGGGAGUUGUGUAAAUUUGAUCGAACUUUCUUUAGUGGGUUGCUCACUUCUUAAUUCAGAGUCCCAACAUAUUAUUUCACUUGGUUGGCCUGGAUUGAUCUCAGUUCAUCUAGAGGAAUGUGGUGAAGUGACGGUCAGUGGUGUCACAUCGCUUUUGGAAUGUCAUGCCCUUGAAGAUCUCUUCUUACGGCACAAUGGUCCUGGAAUGCAGAGGGAUACUAUUUCUCGUGUUGCUUCAAAGAUGCCAUUACUUCGAAAGAUAUCACUCGAUGUUUGUGAUGCCAUGGAUCGUGACUUCGACAUCCCAAAUUUCACUGACAGGUAUCCCUUAAGUAGUGUGAGGAUCUCAAGAUGCAAGCAGAAAAGGUGCACUCUAGACUUCACGGGCUACGCAAGCCGGACAGUCCCAGUGCAUGUAGAAACACUAGUGCUGGUGUGGAACAGCAACGGACUCACAACGGCUGUUGUCAAAGAAAGAUUAUAGCACUAGAAAACUAUGCACUUAAUCGUUUUUUGUAUUUUCGAGCCAGAACGCUUCUGAGAAACAACAUCUAUACACCCUUUUGGGCAGAGAUAAGGUUUGUGUACGGAUGACCCCCAAUCCCCACCCCCAUUCAUCAUAGCAUAGUUCAACAUUUUUGCUUCUAGUGGAGAUGCUAAUUUGUUUAGAAUUUACUGCUUCUAUGGAAUU